CGAUCAUCUCGACUAACUUCGAAAUUUAAAGUUUUCAUAUGUGGCGUUGCAAGUCAAACCCAUAUGUCGGUGAUUCCUAGGAAAAUAAGGUCCCGAGAAAUACAAGAACAAAUUUGCCCAGGUGUGUAGUCCAUUUCUCUUGCUUUGGUGAAGCCGUUCUCUCGUAAAUUAUUCUACGAAAACAAUACAAGUUCCCCCCAGUUCCGGGGAAGUAUCAGAUCCGGAGACUAGACCAAGACCUCGGACGAUGCAAAAUCAACAUAAUAUGGCAUUGUGGUUUUUACAAUUAAAGCAUCAUGGCGCCACUCGCACCCUCGGGAAUCUGGACCUCCUCCAGACCAGUCGAAACGACCUUGACGACUUACCCUGGACCCACAUCUCUCUAAAAUUAUCAUUGGGAUCGGCACCUUCCGUCACGAACGCUUUAACCUGUCAUUACUUGUCAGGUUGUUGACCCGAUUCUUGCUAGCAACGACCUGCAGGCUUACGAAGACGGUAAAUGUUCAAGUGUCCCCCUGGGGAUGAAUUCUACGCGUGACGAGCGUUCAUCUUGAUUUGCCCGAAGCUUUCCGUAUUCUCUAGACCUCUUCCAGAUCACUCAUUAUUGCUUCUUUUACCGUUUCAAGGAUCCUACCCGAGAGUAUAUAAAGUCUAAUGGCCUGCUCUUUUCGCUCAGUCCCCGACUCUCUUUGCAAAGCUCCUGACUUGUACAUCAAGCCUUCUACUAGGUUUAUAGUAAUGGCUCGCGCACCUCUUUUCGCCGUACGGUUUGCCGC
Molecule: messenger RNA, 776 nt
Organism: Guyanagaster necrorhizus
Lineage: Eukaryota; Fungi; Basidiomycota; Agaricomycetes; Agaricales; Physalacriaceae
Exons: 2
Coding region: 266-454 (62 amino acids)
Source: RefSeq, a predicted model, not a curated record